Messenger RNA from Saprolegnia parasitica CBS 223.65, 345 nucleotides. RefSeq lists its product as hypothetical. The record is from RefSeq and is a predicted model, not a curated record. Bases 1 to 345 code for a protein of 114 amino acids. The transcript has 2 exons. Lineage: Eukaryota; Oomycota; Saprolegniomycetes; Saprolegniales; Saprolegniaceae.
AUGCUGGAGGGCCGCGGCGUCGUCGAGUGCGCGGUCCGAGCAGCCUUCGUGGCGCGCCGUGUGCAGAAAGGCGAGUACGUCAAAAUGUCCGUUCGAAGCGGCUCCGUCCAUGGCGCGGACGAUGCAGCCUUCGUGUCGAUACUGUUGCUUCGGUCGGGCCUUGUGCAGGAGCCGCGCGCCGUGUCCCAAGGUGAAGCGCUCGAGGUAGGCUCGGAGCACGCCAUCGACGCCAUCGACGCCAUCCUGGAAGCUCAAGAUGACCGACGCCAGCGCCGACGACCUGUCGACACCGUUGGUGUGCGGUUGAUUGUGACCUGGCUCGAUAUGUUCAACGCGUUUUUCUAG